Molecule: messenger RNA, 450 nt
Organism: Effrenium voratum
Lineage: Eukaryota; Dinophyceae; Suessiales; Symbiodiniaceae
Source: the annotation of a GenBank genome assembly
AUGCGGGCCAGCCCUGAGGAGCACAGGAAGGGCAUUGAUGUUGCUCCCGCGUUCCAGAUUGGCCCCAUCAAGAUCAGGAUUGGAGAGAUGCUUGGUGGCAGCGGCAACAACGACAACUUGCGCAGGCUCAAGAAGGAGAUCGCCCAAGCUGGCCUUGACGACCCCAAGAAGAUUGAGGAGAACGAGUACUGGCUGAAGCGCUAUGGGCACAAGCGCUGGUUCCCCAAGUACGUGGACCAAUCCGGCGCCAAGGGCGUGGGCGGGCUCUUCCGCGGCUUGGCCGCCUGGUCCGGCUUCGAUCCUCUGAACGAGGAGCGCGGCAAGACCUGGAUCGAGGCGGACUACGGCAAGCCUUUGAUGGGGGACAAGAAAGACAUGACGUUCCCUGGCCUGCUCACCAAGGAGCAGAUGCAGAAGGAGCUCGACAGCGGCAAGCUGCCCAAGAAGUAA